CCGAGCCGACGUCCCCGUUCCUCGACUCUUCUACAAACAAGACGCUUUUCGGGCCCGAGGCUCCGUUUGUCCCCGGGUCCGCCCGGAAGGUUCUCCUUCACCGAUCGUCUGAUCUGGAACCGACGGGUCCGGUCCGUCCGACACGAGCCUGAUACCGUGACGUCUCAGACGCGGAGCACCGCUUCACCACAUGAUCCUCCGUGUCUCGAGCUGGACUCGCUCCAACCGCCGCGAAGAUGAAGGCAGCGGACGAACCCCCCUACCUGAACGUGGGGACGGACGUCAGUGCCAAGUACAGAGGAGCCUUCUGCGAGGCCAAGAUCAAGACGGUGAAACGCAUGGUGAAGGUCAAGGUGACUCUGAAAGGUGACAGUACAUCUCAGGUGGUGCAGGACGACCAGGUGAAAGGAAAUCUGAGGGUGGGCUCCACUGUGGAAGUGAAGACCAACGAGGGUCUGUCCAGCGAGGCCGUCAUCAGUAAACUGACCGACGCCAGUCUCUACACCGUGGUGUUUGACGACGGAGACGAGAAGACUCUGCGUCGUACGUCUCUGUGUCUGAAGGGAGAGAGACAUUUUGCAGAGAGUGAGACGCUGGACCAGCUGCCGUUGACGAACCCGGAGCAUUUCGGAACUCCGGUCAUCAACAAGAAGUCGAACCGAGGUCGUCGCUCAUCUCAGGCCGUGGCUGAAGAGGAGAACGAGUCUUCGUCUAGUGACGAUGAGGAGGACGACAGGAGGAGGGUGAACGACGAGCUGCUGGGUAAAGUCUGCAGCAUCGAGAACGAGGAGGAGCCAAUCAACUGGUACCUGGCUCUGGUUGUUUCUCCAAGCUGUAACGAUGAGCUGGUGGUGAAGAAGGAUCAGUGUCUGGUCAGAUCGUUCAGCAACUCCAAGUUCCACACAGUGGCGAGGAGACACGUCCACCCGGUCAACGCCAUCAGCAUCAGCAAGUUCUCUUCCAGGAGAGGUGUAGAAGCAGCCCAGAUGUUUGUGCGCAGCGGGGAGGUUCCAGAUGUGUGGAAGAUGGACAUGAGUCAGAUCCUGGACUCGUCCUCCAGCGACGACGAUGAAGAGAAGGAGAGUGAGGAAGAGGAGGAGGAUGAAGAGGAGAAGAAAAAGAAGAAACACAUAAAGGAGGAGCCGGAGGAGGAGCCGGACCCGGAGGAGAGAGAUCACUUCCUGCAGCAGCUCUACAAGUUCAUGGAGGACAGAGGGACUCCCAUCAACAAACCUCCAGUGUUGGGUUAUAAAGACCUGAACCUCUUCAAGCUCUUCAGACUCGUCUAUCACCUGGGAGGCUGCCACAAGAUUGAGUCUGGGACCGUAUGGAAGCAGGUCUACAUGGAUCUGGGGAUCCCCAUCCUGAACUCUGCUGCAUCCUACAAUGUGAAGACGGCCUACAAGAAGUACCUGUACGGUUUUGAGGAGUACUGCCGCUCCGCCUCCAUCACCUUCAGGACCAUCCAUCACAACAACCCCCGCCCUCCCCCCACACCAGACAACCAGAAGACGGCAGGGGCGGAGCCCAAAGGGCCCCCCACGCCACCGGUGAAGGUGGAGCCUGUAGAUGACAAGGAGGAGGAGGAGGAGGAGGAGGAGGUGGAGUCAGACAGUGAGAGCGAGAAGGAGGAAGUGAAGGAGCAUCAGUCGUCCCCGAGGGGGAGGAGGAGGACUGUGAAGGCAGAGCGAGGAGGAGGAGGAGGAGGAGGAGACAACAUGGAGGACCUGAGGGAGAUGAGGAGACGCAGCCACAGGAGAAUGGACGACUCUGACAAAGGCUCUGAGGAGGACGAGGACGACGAAGAGGAGGAGGAGCUGGAGAGGAGCAGAGGAGACAGGAGUGACGAGGACGAGGACUCAGUGGCGGGGACAAAGGUGCGGGUGAAGUACGGCAGAGGAAAGACUCAGAAGAUCUACGAGGCUCACAUCAAGAAGACGGACAACGACAACGGAGAGACGUUCUACCUGGUUCACUACUACGGCUGGAACGUCAGGUACGACGAGUGGGUGAAGGCAGACAGGAUCAUCUGGCCGGUGGACAAAGGGACGAAGAAGAGACAGAGGAAGAAGAUGAAGCAGAACAGAGACGACGGGGAGAAGGACGAGGAGAAGCCGGCACUGAAGCCUUCGGGGGCGAAGCGCGGUCGUCCUCAGAUCAGAACCACACCGACCGGGCCGCCCGGACGCAGCGUCUCCAACACACCGAGCAGCGAGGGACGGUCCAAUGGCAAGAGCGGCGGGAUGGAGACGUCCGCCUCCCUGGUCAACGGAGACAACACGCCUCGCAGGAGAACCAGGAGAAUGUCGGGCAUGUACGACUCGGACAGAGCGUCCAUCGAGGAUUCUGGGAACUCCUCGGACGACGGCGAAUCAGAAGACCCGCCUGAUAAAAAGCCUUCGCCAUGGCGAGGGAGAGCUGAAGCCCCACCCUGCCAGAAAGAAGAGGAGGAGGAGGAGGAGCAGCAGGAAGAGGAAGAAGAAGAGGAGGAGGAAGAAGAAGAAGAAGAAGAGGAGGAGGAAAGGGAGGAGGAGACCAGUGAGGUUGCAAACAUCACAAUGCCUCCUGAUGACAACGAGGCUGUCGCCAUGGCAACAACAGGUCAGCCACCUGCCCCCGCCGCGGCAGCAUGUCCUAGCAUUCCUCAGGAGAAAGCUCACAAAGUGCAGAGCCAAUCGGAUGGGGAGGAAGAGGCAGAGCUGGGGGAGGAGCCUCCAGUGGAAGUGGGCGUGACAUCGGUUCCCCUGGAGAACAAAACGUCUUCUCCUGGACAGGAAGUGAUCAUCAAAUCGUCUCUGCCCCCCAACAAGAACAAGAUGUCUCCUGAAAAGCAGCAGGUCGUCUCCCCUCCACCUGCCGAGGAUGAGGACAGACCCUCCCCCAGGGUCAAAGGUCGCAGGGCCAACCUCAGGGAGUCGGGCUCUGAAACUCCUCCCAGAAUCCACCCCUGCACUCCCAGCCCCACCCCCGCCGCCAGCCCCUCCCACACCCCAGCACUGUCGUCUCCUCCCCGUGGUGUCCUGAAGCGACAGGACGAGCCAAUGGUGGUUCUCCACUGCCUCCCCUCAGAGCACCUCCCCCCCUCGGAGCCCCUCCCUCCCUCAGAGCCCCUCCCCCCCGAGUCUCCCACUGCGGACUCUGACACCGACUCUGCCACCGAGGAGGAGGAGGAGGAGGCGGGGUCACCUGAGGGGAGGGGCGGCGUGGCGCUCAAACGUAAAGCAGCAGAGCAGACUGUGGUAGAGAAGAAGCUCCGGCCAGACAGGAGGCAGGAGGAGGUCAUAUCCCCCAAAAACCCCGCCCCCAGACCCAAAACCCUCAGCUCACCGCCCCGCCCAGAGAGAAUGAGCGAGGGGCUGAUGAAGAUGGAGGAGCGGCCCCAUCCCAGAGAGGAGACGCAGCAGGAGGAGUCAGAGGAGCGUCUGAAGGGUGGAGCCAUGCAGGAGAUACAGAUGCAUGUUGGGACACCUCCCCUUGCCUCAGAGGCUCCUGGCCCCGCCUCCUCCCCCGCUGAGGAGCCGCAGAUUGGCCCCGAGUCGCUUGUCUGUCACGAGGUCGACCUGGACGACCCCGACGAGAAGGAGAAGCCUGUCACCUCCCCGGAGCACCUCCUCCUAAUGAUGAGGGAGCCGCAACAAGCUCCGCCCCCACUGCCUCACCUCCUCCAGGCUUCCCUCCCCCCCCCCCACUCACCUCACCUCCUCCAGCCUCAGAUCAGGCCCUUCCUCCCCACCGACGCUCCAGGCUCCGCCCCCUGCUCCGAGGAGCUGCAUCCGGCCCGUAGCGCCGGCGAGGAGGAGAGGGGCGCGGCAAGGGCGGAGCAGGAGGGCGACUCCAGUCCCGGGUUUGAUGGCUCCGCCUCCUCCUCCACCACCUCCCUGAUGUCACUGCCGGAGAACAAGGAUAGAGGUCAGAAGCGGGGGCUAGACUGUAGCUUCAGUCCAUCGUCUAAGAAACACAAACGCAACCAGAAGCGAGCGCACACGCCCGGGAAGGUGGAGAAGAACGGAGAAGGUCACAGCAGCGACAGCGAGGACCAGAUGUCCAGGUCCCAGAAGCCUCGGUGUCCCAGUCUGUCGUCUCCGUCGUCUCACAGCAAAGACAAACACAACUUCUCUCCUCAGAGGAACUACAAGUGGACAUUCCAGCUCGAUGAGCUGGACAACAUGUCGAGCACAGAGAGAAUCUCCUUCCUGCAGGAGAAGCUGCAGGACAUCAGGAAGUACUACAUGACCCUGAAGUCGGAGGUCGCCUCCAUCGACAGACGCAGGAAGAGACUAAAAAAGAAGGAGAGAGAAGUGUCCAACACGACGGCGUCGACCUCGUCGGGCUCCUCGGACACGGGGAUGAGUCCGUCCUCGGCCUCGCCCACUCAGAACACUGUCGCCGUGGAGUGCAGGUGAUGACACGCCCACCCAGGCCCCCCCCCCACUCCACCUUUCCUUCUCUCCCCACUCAGCCCCGCCCCCUUCACCCCCAGACACCAUCCUGCUCAGCCAGCAGAGGGGCAUGAUGGGAGAAAAAAAUGUCAGACUCCAGGUGAGAGUUUGUCACCUGCAGCAGUGGCUGAUGGGAACGCCGUCACUGUGGGGGGAGGGGGUACUCCCACCUGACAUUAGCCCCGCCCCCUCACCUAAGGACUCACUUCCUGUUCAAGGAGACAAAUGUUACAGAAAAAUCAGCUCGUCAUCUGUUCAGCCGCCACAGAGCACUUCGUCCUUCCUUCCUCCCUCCUUCCUGCUUCCUCAGUCCCUUGUUUCCUCAUUUCAAAAUAAUGUGACAGCUAUGAUUUUUGGGGCAGAAAGAGGAAACAGAUUCCUGUAGCAGCGCAGCUCAUGAUGCUAAUUAUUUUCCAUUUCUUUUUAAUUUAAUUUUUUAAGAAAACAGAAAAUAUUAUUUAUUAAGAAAAAAAGGAAACGUCCCGACUUCCUGCUGAGAGUUUGAUCUUUUAUAGUCAGAGCUUUUAUUUUGGUAAAAAAUAAACAAAGCAAAAUUCAAUGUUUCAUCACGCCAGCGCGCAAAAAGGUGUCGUGUGUGUCCGUCCGUGUGUGUUUUGAACAGUGAAACUUCUUCCGAUCAUUUAAUUUUUUUCAUAAAUCAAAUGUGAUUUACAAUAUUUUUUUAAAGAUUACUGUGACGUAAUCUCAUAAUUCUGACCUAGGGAAUUAAUUUGACGUUACAGAUUUUAAUCUCAUAAUUCUGAUUUGAAUAAUUUUCUUCAUAGAUCAAGUUUGAAUAUUUCAUUGUUGUGCUUUGGAAAAGUCUAGAUUCAUCAAAUCUAAACUAUUAUUUUGAUGCCCCCCCUCCUCCCCCCGCUCUGUGGCGGAGGUCCGGACCGGUGCUGACUCCGCCUCCUGAACAUUUCUUUGUGUUGUACAUAAAAAGCUCAGAGUGAAGAAGAAGCGCCACAUGUAUCAGAACGUUUUACACGCUGUAAAGAAUGAUUUAUAAUAUUUUUUAAGAGAAGACUCUUUGUACCGUUGUAUUAUGAACUCCUCAGUUGUUUUUCCUUUUUUUCUUCCUAUGGUGUUUUUCGCUCGCGGCAGCGACUUGUAAAUACAAAAACACACUUCCUGUCGAUGGAACCGUGUGCACAAUAAAAACAGAGCUCUCUGUUUCUAAUAAAGUUUUUAAAUAUG
Molecule: messenger RNA, 5639 nt
Organism: Scophthalmus maximus (turbot)
Lineage: Eukaryota; Metazoa; Chordata; Actinopteri; Pleuronectiformes; Scophthalmidae
Gene: arid4a
Product: AT rich interactive domain 4A (RBP1-like)
Exons: 25
Coding region: 237-4403 (1388 amino acids)
Biological process (GO): regulation of transcription by RNA polymerase II
Cellular component (GO): nucleus
Molecular function (GO): transcription cis-regulatory region binding
Source: RefSeq, a predicted model, not a curated record